AUGACUUCACACAGCACGCUCAAGGCGACUUUCGCCAGUCGCGCCGAGACGGCCACCCAUCCGCUCACGACGUACCUCUUGCGAUUGAUGGACCUGAAGGCCUCCAACCUAUGCCUCAGCGCUGACGUUCCCACCGCCCGAGAACUUCUCUACCUGGCCGACAAGGUCGGUCCCUCCAUCGUCGUUCUGAAGACGCAUCACGAUAUUGUUGCAGGAUGGGAUUUCAACCCGCAGACGGGCACUGGAGCCAAGCUUGGCGCAUUGGCCCGCAAACACGGCUUCCUCAUCUUCGAGGAUCGCAAGUUUGGUGAUAUUGGAAAUACGGUACAGAUGCAAUACGUCGCGGGCUCUGCACGGAUAGUUGAAUGGGCGCACAUCAUCAAUGUGAACAUGGUCCCUGGCAAAGCUGCCGUUACUUCUCUUGCCGAGGCCGCAGCUAGGUGGAGGGAACGUUACCCUUACGAAGUAAGGACAUCGGUCACAGUCGGUACACCCAGGUCAGAAAGCUUCGACGACUACGACGAGGACCAGGCGAACGACUUACACUCUGCGGAACAUACCAUUGGCGCCCCUCGUCCGGCCGACGUUAACGGCCGCAAGGGCAGCAUCGUCUCCAUUACCACCUUGACGCAACAUUUCGAACCUGCCCCUUCCCCGAGGUUUCCCCGCAAUGAGUCGCACGGUGACGAUGUUCUCUACGCCGGCAUCGAAGAGGCCCCAAUGGACCGUGGUCUUCUGAUCCUGGCGCAAAUGUCGAGCGCUGGAAAUUUCAUGAACAAGGAGUACACACAGGCUUGUGUGGAGGCCGCCAGGGAGCACAAGAGCUUCGUAAUGGGAUUUGUCUCCCAGGAAAGUCUGAACACCGCGCCCGAAGAUGCCUUCAUCCACAUGACCCCUGGAUGCCAGCUGCCGCCCGAAGGUGACGAAGAGAAUGGAGGUGUCGCCGGGGACGGCAAGGGCCAGCAGUACAACACGCCUCAGAAGCUGGUCGAGCUCUGCGGAACAGACAUCGUCAUCGUCGGUCGCGGCAUCUUGAAAGCAGGCGAUCCCCAGUCGGAGGCUGAGAGAUACCGCAGAAAGGCCUGGAAGGCGUAUCUCUCUCGGGUAGCGUAG
This is a messenger RNA of Colletotrichum siamense, 1113 nucleotides long. It is a transcript of the gene ura3, whose product is annotated as Orotidine 5'-phosphate decarboxylase. Gene Ontology annotation, cellular component: cytosol. Gene Ontology annotation, molecular function: orotidine-5'-phosphate decarboxylase activity. The transcript has a single exon. The record is from RefSeq and is a predicted model, not a curated record. Gene Ontology annotation, biological process: 'de novo' pyrimidine nucleobase biosynthetic process; 'de novo' UMP biosynthetic process. NCBI's taxonomy places the organism in Eukaryota, Fungi, Ascomycota, Sordariomycetes, Glomerellales, Glomerellaceae. Bases 1 to 1113 code for a protein of 370 amino acids.